AAAAUCUCAAUCUUGGGCACUAGCUACAAGGUUUUAGACACGCUGCAGUUUUGGACAUCAUGAGCGGCCCUGCCGAUGCAUCAAAACGCGAUCAGGCCCUGAAAGCCAUUAACGCACUUAAGAAAGAUAUGGAAAAUCUCAAAAAGUUAACUGAUCUGGCAAACCCAACCGAACGCAAGCUCAAUGAUCUCCUCUCGAGUCUGGAUGCUUACUUUAAGCCGGGCGCUGAUAGUCGUGGUGCAACGUCGGGUAUGCAACACUGUACCAAUCAAGCCACUACGGGAGUUAAUGCAGCUCUGAAAAAGCUUCGUGAUACUCUGACAGGAAAAACGCUUCGUGAUAUUAUCAAAUCGCUGACCCCAAUAGAGAAAGAGAUGAACGAAGCUCUCGAAACUCUGAAGAAUCACCUCGAAAAGUGAGGGGAUAAGAAGUAACAUAUAUAUAUAUAUAGUACAUGAUGAUCAGAGAGAUCAUGAUAUGAUCACUAUAUGUGACCAUCUCCAUAUAAAAUAUAUUAAUAAAUAAUGAGGAGAUGGUCAUUAAAUCACAGCUUUGAUCAUAUGUACUAACUAAUUAGUCUGUAUCAGUUAUAUAUGUUUGUUGCUUGACGUUGUACUGUGUACGUACGUACGUACUAGCUAGUUUGGUUUGGUAUUUAAUUUCAAAACGCAUGCAUGCA
Messenger RNA from Carya illinoinensis, 679 nucleotides. RefSeq lists its product as uncharacterized. The transcript has 3 exons. Lineage: Eukaryota; Viridiplantae; Streptophyta; Magnoliopsida; Fagales; Juglandaceae. The record is from RefSeq and is a predicted model, not a curated record. The coding region runs from base 60 to 419 and encodes 119 amino acids.